AUGGAGAUUGACUUGCUCAAGAAGCUGAACCACGCCAACAUUGUCAAGUACUACGGCUUUGAGAAGACGACAGAAUACCUCAACAUCAUCCUCGAGUUUUGCGAAAACGGGUCUUUGAGCAGUUUAUGCAAGAACUUUGGAAAGCUGCCAGAGCACCUUGGAGCAACAUACAUCACCCAGGUUCUCGAUGGACUCAUCUACCUGCAUGACCAAGGUGUGAUCCAUCGGGACAUCAAGGGUGCCAAUAUCCUCGCCACCAAGGAGGGUAUCGUUAAACUUGCCGACUUUGGAGUCGCGACCCUCUCGAACGAUGUUGGCGACAUGAGUGUCGGAUGCACAGUUAUAGAGCUCCUGGAUGGCAAACCACCCUACCAUGAUUUGCCUCCAAUGGGAGCCCUCUACCGCAUUGUGCAAGACGACCAUCCACCAAUCCCCGAGAGUGUCUCAGCAAUUGUGCGGGACUUUUUGAUGCAGUGCUUCCAGAAGGACUGCAACCUUCGAGUUUCGGCCAAGAAGCUAUCCAAACAUCCAUGGAUCCAGAUGUCGAGGAAAAAGGCAACAGGAAGUCAACGAAGCCGAGAGAAGGCGGUUCCAGCCUAUGAGGAGGCUAUCGAGAGUGUUCGGCAGUGGAAUGAGGCACUCAAAGGAUCUUCAAAUCGCAACUCGGGCAGGAUGCGCAGGAUGACAAACGAGAAAGCAGGCCGGUCAUGGGAGCAUGGAGUUCCAGCAAUCACGGAUAUUUAUCAUGCACCAAGACCCCAGGUCAGGGAUAUCUUUUCAGCAUCAGCGGCCGCAGCGGGUGCAGCGGCUAUCGCCAUAAUUGCCCACAACAACGUUUCCACUAACAAGAAUGUGCAAAACUACGAGGAGAGCAGCUUUGACAACAAUUGGGAUGACGAUUUUGCAGAUGGAGCUCUGUCGUUUCAAAUAGCCGCCCAAGGGUGGUUUCGUGAUCAGGAGGACGAGGUGUCAAAGACUAUUCGAGCAAUACCGCCAACUGCCGCUGGUCGUCAACAGCCGUACGUUGUUCAGCCGGAAUCGCCUGGCGGGAGCGAUAUGUAUGACGAAGACUUUGAGGAUAAUUCGCAAGACCUCCGUCUCAAGAUCAAGAUGAAGGCUAUGGAGAAAAAGAGACGGCAAGCAGGGUCAAGGCAAGCUGACGGCUCGCUAAAGCCCAGUGGCUCACUUGCUGCGAGAUCCAAAGCCACCGGACCUCAUGUUCCUAUUGACCUUGUCCGUUCAAGGUCUGCUCCUGGUCAACUUGUUCUGGCCCCACCUAUGCGAACAAGCAACAUCCAGAACUAUCGUGAGGAGGAAGACGAGGACUUUUCUGAUUUUUUCGAGGGUCCUGAGAGCCAGGGUGAUGCGUAUCAGGAUGAGGGUCUUACGCUCCAGUCGAGGUUGUCAAACCACAGCUGGUUCGGGGAUGACGCUGGAUCUGACGAGGAAGAUCCAUUCGCCGAGGUGGACGAAAGUUUUGAUGAGAUUGGUGAGUGCAUCCAGUUCCGACUUCUCGAGAACCAAAAGAACAAGCGUUCAGAGAGGGAGCUGGAAGUCAUCUGUGAUCGUCUGAUGGUCUUGCUGGCUGAGAACCCGGAUGCGCGAGGACCUAUGAUGGCUAACCAUGGAGCGAUCCCUCUGUUGGAUCUGAUCGAGAACAGCAAGCAGCCAAACCUUGUCCUCAAGCUUCUCAAUAUCCUCAACAUGGUGAUUCGAAAUGACUUUGCGCUGCAGGAGAAUUUGUGCUUAGUCGGCGCGAUCCCAGUUCUGAUCAAGUACACGUCCAAGCGAUACGUCAAGGAGAUCCAACUCGCCGCCGCCCUCUUUAUCCAACAAAUCUGCCACACCAACUCCCUCACCCUCCAAAUGUUCAUUUCGUGCCGAGGUCUGAGCGUCUUGAUCGAGUUUCUACAGGGCAACUACAUGACGCAGAGGGAGCUCGUCGGGAUCGCGAUCAACGGUAUCCACAGUGUCUUUAAGCUGCAGAGUUUGACACCCCGAAACGAUUUCUGUCGACUGCUAGCGAAACAGGGGUUGCUAGAUCCCUUGUCAGCGACGUUGUAUAAUACUCUGAGGGACCCUCAAGGGGCAGCAUACACAGAUAAGAUUGUUCAGGUCUUGUUGAUCUUUUCUCAGGGCGAUUCGCCGGUCAAGGAACUUUUGGCCACCAGACAGAUUGUGCAUCGCAUGCUGAGUUCCUUGCAAAACUUGACUCCGAGUCUGUGCGUGAUGAUGCUAAAGUGCAUCAAAAACAUCUCUAUGAACUCCAAUACGCUGGACGUGUUGCAGAACGCGAGUGCCAUCAACACCCUGGUCCAAGUCCUUGGAGAGCGCACCGGCACUUUUGACACCAGAGAAUACCAGGAUGUAUGUAACCAUGUCUUAACGACAUUGUUUAACCUUUGCAGGAUCAACAAGACUCGCCAGGAAGAAGCAGCACAGGCAGGAUUGAUCCCUCACCUUCAACAAAUUGCCGAGUCGAGCUCACCCCUCAAACAGUUUGCGCUCCCCAUCCUAUGUGACAUGGCCCAUGCAGGUCGCGCUUGCCGAAACAGUCUCUGGCACAAUGACUGUCUGCCUGUUUAUCUUCGCCUGUUCAAGGAUCCCCAUUGGCAAGUCAAUGCCAUGGAUGCCGUUCUUGUCUGGCUUCAGGAUGAGACGGCGGACGUUGAGCAAAUUCUCCUCCAACCAUCCUCGCUCAACCUCUUUGUCCAGGCCUUCCUCACUGCCAAAGCCAACUCGUUCGAAAAUAUCCUGGAACCCCUCUACAAAAUCGUUCGUUUCUCUCCCUCGAUCGCCCGCGGGAUCGCAGUCCCACCACUUUUCAACAGACUGUUGGACAGACUUGCUCACCCCAAGGCUGUUGUCCGGUCGAACUUGUUGCGUAUCCUGAGGGCUAUCUUUGAAGUCCAUCCUGAACGGCUUCAGAUUGUAGCCAAGUACGGAAUCGCUCAACAGGUUGCUAGAAUUGCGGCGGAGGAUAAUGCCGUGCUGGUUAAGGAGUUGGCCAAGGAGAUUUUGGAUGUCUUUGAGGAAAGUGAUUCGGAGGGGACUUUGAGUAGUAAGGGCGAUGGAGAUGAUGAGGGCGAUGAUGAGGAUGAUGAGGUGUUCACUGUGAGCUUUUCACGAAACCAGGGUCCCAAUCAUUCCUACGACUCGACUGGUGGGCUCUUUGCAGCCGGGAAAGGUUUCAAGGCUGGAGCGGUUUCUAGAGCUCUGGCGUCGACAGCAGCGGCGACAACGGCGACACCACGAAGGCUGAAGGAUAUUACGACUUCGGAGUUGAUGCCGGAUGACCUGGAUCCCAACAAACGGACACCGUCACAGCGGUACCCUCAGGACGGACGGUUCAAGAGUCGGCCACCAGUCUUCCAGUAUGAUGUUGAGGAUCUGUUCCAGAAGGAUGUCGAUAAUCUCAAUAUCAAGGAGACAAGUGGGCUAGUUCUCCGUGGCAGUGGCGGCAACGAUGGUGGCGCAUCUGCGAGCACGCCCAAGGCGGUUGUUUGGUCUCUUCCACAACUUGUUCGGGAUAGCGAUGACGAUUUGCGGGCGAGCAGCCCCGGAUCUGAAGAUGACCAUUUCUUCACGACUCGCCUAAUGCCCGACAGUGGCCCUUCUUCCUUGGGAAAGACCAAAAUCACCGCAGCGACCUCAAUACCACCAACCACAACAACCACAGUCCGCAUGGCUGCAUCGACAACUUUCCCACCCGACACCAACCAACACGCCCACCAAAAGCUCCGGGCGGCAUUGGCCAAGGAACCAACCAAGACCGUCCGAACCGGAUCACGACGUCAAUACGGUCACCAGAAGAGCCGGAGUUUGGGCGAGAUUUUGGAGUCGUAUGUGGCUGAGUCCAAGGAGCAGAGCCAUCGGUUGUUGGAUGGGUUGAGGACUGAAGAUCUUUCGGAGAGUAUGAUUUUGAGACGGGAGAUGCCCAAGAUUCGAUUGGAUCUGUUAGAUCUGGAUCAUGUUCCGUUCAGGGGUCAGCUGGGUCUUGUUCAGUAUGAGAGUCAAGAGGAGGAUGGGCUGGAUAAGGAAGAUGAGGAGGAUUCUGGAAGUGACGAAAAUCAGGACGACGAGGGGGAGAUGAGUGAGAGUGAAAGUGGCAGCGAGGAGGAUGAAGAAAGUGAGGACGGCAGUGGGGAAGAGGAAGACGGCGAGGAAGAAGACCGAUUAGUGGCUGGAGCUCUGUCGACAACGUCUCUGCAACGGAUGUCCCCAAGUCCCGACCCAGUCGUCUACAGCGCAGUAACUACUUCUUCCACCAAAGAACUCGCCAAGAUCCUAAAGGACCACCAACAAGGAGCCUCCACCCCCAGACGACGAUUCUCCCUUGACGCUCCUUCCUCCUACCUGCAACAGCAACAACAGCGGAGUGGCCAAUCUAGUCACAGCGGCAGUGGCACCAAUUCGAGUGACCCCACGAUCCGUAUUCGGGGACCCGUCUUUGCACCUGGUGGCGCUUUGCCAGCAGGAGGGUGGCGGGCGAAUCAGGACUCUUUGGUGAACAUUCCAUCGGUGCCUUCGUUCUCGGCGGUCGCCUCGUCUGCUACUUAUGCUGGAGGGUGGAAUCAACUGCUCCUUGAUAGAAUCGGGACUGUGGAGCCGGAUGAGGACGAUGCUGAGGAUGAGGAUGAGGAUGUGAAUCUGAUGACUGUGAGUCGGCCUCCACCUUCUCUUCCUCAAACGGCGGCACCUGUAGUCCCCGUCGCCGCAUCGUCUGGUUCACCUGGUCUACAACUUGCCGCGCGUCAGAGCUAUGACGACGAGCUCGAUUUCAGCGACAGUGAUGAUGACGAUGAGGACCAAGAUGAGGAUGCUGAAGCCGGGGUCAGCCACAGGAACGAAAACGGCAACGGCAACGGCUACCUUAUCAACGACAACGACGACGAAUACGAGCAUGGCCAUUGGAGCGGUCAAGACAGCGAGAGCAAGUUCGCUACGUCUUCUCUCGUCGGCAAAAACACCUAUAAUCAAAACACCAAAAACAAGGGCAAAGUCUUGCAAUCCAGGACGCCUAACGAUAACGAAGAUGAUGAUCGACAUGAUGACGAUAACGACGAGUUGGAGGAUAUCAACCUGAGCGACGAUGAUAAUGAUUAUGAUGAUGGCGAUGCAGACGUUGCUCGACAGUGGGGACUCCACUCCCACCACGACAUGACGGCGAUAACUACGGAAACGACCAUGAUUGCUGAGGAAGAUGAGGACACGGAUGGAGGACUAGGAGGUCAACAAUCGGAGGCGGAAGAAAUUGAUUGGGCCAAGGAAGAGCGACGCCGUUCCUCGUCGCUCACCUAUACCCAGCAGCAGCAGCAGCAGCAACUAUCUCCUACAACAGCCACAACAACAACCUCGGAUUCACGCAACGGCACACUCCGCCGUCGCGCCAACCGUGGCCGCAGGCACCAUCAGCUCUCCCUCUCAACCGCCUCCCUCUCAGCCUCAGCCUCCGCAACAUCCCUCCUCUCCUCCGCCUCCUCAGCUUACUCCUCCGCCGAGGAGCCAGAAUGA
Molecule: messenger RNA, 5514 nt
Organism: Linnemannia hyalina
Lineage: Eukaryota; Fungi; Mortierellomycota; Mortierellomycetes; Mortierellales; Mortierellaceae
Source: the annotation of a GenBank genome assembly